AUUAAUUAAUUUUUCCCAAAUUCUCAUUAGCCCUUAAAUUGCUAGGAAAAGAAUCGAGUGAUUGGUCAAAGCCCAAUCAAGACGGACAAAGAGCACCCCAGAAUCAAAGCUUUAUUGGAUAGACAUCGACUGAUGAAAAAUACAGCAAGUGAAUAAUUGAGUCUUUUACUCAUCUUCCUUUUGGUCAACAGCCAAGCGUCUGCCUCCCGCUUUCACCUCUGCAUCCUCCUCCGACUGCUCGGCCGAGAUAUCUCCGAUCGUCAGCUUGGGCACCCAUGUCGAAACCUCACGUACUCAUAUUCCCCUACCCAGCACAAGGCCACAUCCUCGCCCUCCUCGAUCUCAGCCACCAGCUUGCUCUUCGAGGUUUAUCCAUCACCCUCAUCGUCACCCCUAAAAACCUCUCCCUCCUCCACCCUCUCCUUCGUCUUCACCCCGUCGCCGUUCACACUCUUAUCCUUCCCUUCCCUUCACACCCCAAAAUCCCUCCUGGCGUCGAAAACGUCAGGGAGCUUGGGAAUGCCGGAAAUUACUCCAUGAUCAACGCUCUCUCCAAGCUUCAAGACCCAAUUAUCCAGUGGUUCAGGUCCCACCCUUCACCGCCGGUGGCCAUUAUAUCUGACUUCUUCCUCGGCUGGACUCUCAAACUUUCCGUUCAUUUGGGAAUUCCCAGAAUUGCGUUUUACCCAGGGAGUGCUCUGUUGGCCUUAAUUAUCAACUUUUGCUGGCGAAACACGCAGGCUGUACGGGGUCAGAGAGUAAUAGAGUUCUCGGAUUUUCCCGGAGCGCCGUCGUUUAAGGAGGAGCAUCUUCCUUCUAUAGUUCGAAAUUACAGGGAAUCCGAUCCUGAUUCAGAGUUCGUCAAGGAGAGUUCUCUUGAGAAUAUCGUGAGCUGGGGUUGUAUUUUCAACAGCUUCCGAGAUCUUGAGGGUGAGUAUUUGGAAUAUUUGAGAACAACAUUGAAGCACCCUCGGGUCUUUGUGGUAGGUCCAUUGAGCUUGAUUGGACCCGACAGCGGCGGCGAUCAAGCUAACCAGUACCCAGAUGAACAUUCCGAUUUGUUCAACUGGCUCGACGGCUGCCCGGAUGGGUCUGUGUUGUAUGUGUGCUUCGGGAGUCAAAAGUUUCUGAAACGAGAACAAAUGGCAGCCUUAGCAGCCGGGUUGGAACGAUCCAAUACCCGAUUCAUAUGGGUGGUAAAAUCCGGCACGCCACAACAAGUGGAAGAAGGGUACGGCGUUGUGCCAGAGGGGUUUGAGGAUCGGGUCUCAGGGCGGGGCUUCGUGAUAGGAAGUUGGGUGCCCCAAGUGGCUAUACUGAAUCACAGAGCCGUCGGCGGGUUUCUGAGUCACUGUGGGUGGAACUCGCUGUCGGAGGCCAUAGUAGCCGGAGUCAUGAUUCUGGGGUGGCCUAUGGAGGCUGACCAGUUCGUGAACGCCAAGCUGAUGGUGGAUGACAAGGGCGUGGCGGUAAGAGUGUGCGAAGGAGCGGACUCAGUACCCGACCCGGGGGAAUUGGGUCGGAUAGUAGCAAGAUCCAUGGGUGCAGAUAGUGCUGAAAAAGAAAGGACAAAAGCAAAAGCACUGAGGGAGAAAGCUCACAGGAGCGUAAGUGAGGAGGGGAGGUCGGGGAAGGAGUUGGACCAGUUAGUGGAAGCAUUAACUCAGCUCAAUGCACGAUAAUGAUUACCUACUCAAUGCAUUUGAAACAUAAAUGUGGUUCGGUUAGAUUAGUAUCUAGAAGUAUUUUUGAAAUUUGAAGUGUCCUAAAAAUAUUAAAAUAUUUUUGCAUUCUCAA
Messenger RNA from Neltuma alba, 1797 nucleotides. RefSeq names its product UDP-glycosyltransferase 89A2-like. The record is from RefSeq and is a predicted model, not a curated record. Lineage: Eukaryota; Viridiplantae; Streptophyta; Magnoliopsida; Fabales; Fabaceae. The transcript has a single exon. The coding region runs from base 276 to 1682 and encodes 468 amino acids. Gene Ontology annotation, molecular function: UDP-glucosyltransferase activity.